This is a messenger RNA of Nymphaea colorata (pocket water lily), 965 nucleotides long. Its product is annotated as allene oxide cyclase, chloroplastic-like. The record is from RefSeq and is a predicted model, not a curated record. The transcript is spliced from 4 exons. Gene Ontology annotation, molecular function: allene-oxide cyclase activity. The coding region runs from base 86 to 835 and encodes 249 amino acids. Gene Ontology annotation, biological process: jasmonic acid biosynthetic process. NCBI's taxonomy places the organism in Eukaryota, Viridiplantae, Streptophyta, Magnoliopsida, Nymphaeales, Nymphaeaceae.
GACUGGCCGAUACUGAAGGCUGAAGAGGUAGGAAGAAGCAGCAGAAAAGGAAGAAGAAGAGAAAAAACAGAGAGACAGAGAGAGAAUGGCUUCAAUCUCAUCGAGGGCUUCAUCUCUGCUGGUAAAGGCCGGAAAAUCAGGAGCAGCAGCUACGUCGCCUUCACUCUGCGCUUCAUCUGUCGGGUUCAAAUGCAACCUCAGUCGACCCAGUUUCUUGGGUAAGCAACUCAGAUCAAGUGUCAUCCGUUGCCCUGCCCCUUCUUCUUCCCGCUCGUUUCAGACGGAGAUCAAUGCCUCCAUGAAACCAGUCCCUGGAGUUCAAGAGCUCUAUGUGUAUGAGAUGAAUGAGAGAGACAGAGGCAGCCCUGCCUACCUUCGCCUCAGUCAGAAAAGCGUCAACUCGCUCGGUGAUCUAGUGCCCUUCAGCAACAAGCUUUACCACGGCAACCUAGAGAAGCGUCUCGGAAUCACAGCGGGACUCUGCAUACUGAUACAGCACGUUCCGGAAAAGAACGGGGACCGGUACGAGGCCAUCUACAGCUUCUAUUUCGGAGACUACGGCCACAUCUCUGUUCAAGGAGCGUACCUCACAUACGAAGACACGUACCUAGCAAUUACAGGAGGAUCAGGGAUAUUCAAGGGAGUCCAUGGCCAAGUGAAGCUGCAGCAGAUCGUCUUCCCCUUCAAGCUCUUCUACACCUUCUACCUUGAAGGCAUCCCCAAGCUGCCGGCGGUGCUCCUGGGGAAGCCGGUGCCUCCCUCGCCCUCCGUGGAGCCUCUCCCUGCGGCCAAGGCCCUCGAGCCCCAAGCCACCAUCCCCAACUACACUAACUGAACUUCCUCACAGCCAUCGACUGCCAGAAAACUUAAAUUUUGGCAGGCAUUGUUGCCUUUUACUCUGGGUUGUGUUUCUAUGUGGAAGAACCUUUGGAAGUUUUAAUAGGACCUCUUGAUCUUUAAGCUUA